UCCUGUACAGCAGACAACAACAUUGAUUUGAGGAUUGCAGACGAUUUACAAGAUUUUUGCAGCAAUUAGAUACUGUACAUACAAUAUGAACAACAAUUAUGGCACAACAAUCAGGUGGAAAUCCUUUAUGCUGUAGCUUUGGAGAAUUUACUAGUGUAAAUAAUAUAUUUUGUGAGUCAAAUGCUAAAGCUGAUUGUAACAAAGUUCUACCUCUGAUAUCAUGCACCAAAUCCAUUGAAUCUCACUGCAGACGUUUUCAUAUAAACUUUAAAGAUGUCAAUAAUGAAGCUGACUUAUUAAAAUAUCGUGGAGGAUUGUUUGAUAUACCAACAGAGCAAUGCACAAUUUGUCCAAACCAUAGGUACAGAUUAGGCUUAGGAUGGAGAAGCAGUCAAUUAUGCAUGCUGAAAUAUUGUUCAAGGGGAAAGGAAACACAAAAAAGAAAGAAACCUCUUUUGAAAGGAACUAUUGCUUUGUGUCAGUCCCUUUAUCUGUGGAAACAAAGACACCAAUUAAUACAGAUUGGAUCAGGGGUGUGUACUUUUUGUCGGAAAGAAAUAGUGAAAGAAUUAAAGGACCAUGAAACAAAGGAUAAUAAAGAUUAUGAAUGCCAGCUGAAUUUGCAUAUUUCCAAAGAAUCUGAAACUGCAGACCAUUGUUGUAACUUUGCCUUAUCAGAUCAAUCAAAAGAAUAUACUGCUUCUUGUCAACAUGAGCACAACCAAGUGUGUAAGAAAUGUGAUGACUUAACAGAAACCCUGGUAAAAAUAGAGAAAUCAUCAGAUGAAGUAUUAUAUGAGUCAGCUGAUCAAGAAGAUGACACCAUAUACAUGGUUGAACAGAGUAUAAAGGCGGUCCAAGAGUGGAAGAAACACCUCCUGAGAUCCUAUAACCAGGACACAGCAAGAAGUGAGAUUCUGCAUAAAUUAUCAAAAGAUGAAGUUUUGGUAGAGAGAGACUGGGCUAUGAAAUUCCUGCCCAUGCGCUAUAGAGAGUCUCAGUCUAAAUGGUUUGGCAAAAGAGGGUUAAAUUGGCAUGUUAGUGUAGGAUCAUAUCAUACUUCUGAUACUGAUGACCUAAAAAUGCAAACCAUUAUCCAUGUCUUUGAUAAUGCUUCCCAAGAUGCAAGAACAUCAAAUGCUGUACUAAGAAACACUCUCCAACAAUUUCAACAAUGA
Mytilus trossulus (common blue mussel) is the source of this 1178-nucleotide messenger RNA. RefSeq lists its product as uncharacterized. The record is from RefSeq and is a predicted model, not a curated record. Bases 99 to 1178 code for a protein of 359 amino acids. NCBI's taxonomy places the organism in Eukaryota, Metazoa, Mollusca, Bivalvia, Mytilida, Mytilidae. The transcript has 5 exons.